GCAGACUUCUGGGAAAUGGAGUCCCGCUGCCCCGGGCGGGCCCUGGCAGGCGACUUCCGGCGUCCUGGUGCGCAUGUGCGCUCGGGCUGUGUGCGUGUACGCGCAGGCGCCCUGCCGCAGCGCCGCUGUGGCUUCCUGUCCGAGCCCCGGUCACCGCUGCCCCGGUGCCCCCGCUUCGGCCUCAGUUGGGCGAGGACCCGGGGCCUGCGGGGCUGCGCGCCGUCCGGUCGGGCCGCCACCCAGCGGGCGGGGCGGGCGCUCCAGAGCCUGCGCGGGCGGAGCGUGGAGCGGGGAGCCCGAGGCCACCCCGGAGCCCGCGGGCCAGGCCGAGGAGCGGGCGGCGGCGGGUCGGGUCGGGCUGGGCCCGUCCGCCUCGCGGCGGCGCGGCCCGGGAGGGACGUCCCCGGAGUGAGUCUGUCCCGAAGGCCCAGGCCGGCGCCUCGGGGACGCGGCUUGGGAGGCGGGGACCCCGCGGGAGAAGCGGCGCCGCGGAGCCUCGGGGCAGGUCCAUUGCGAACUAUCUCUGCACGUUCCCAAGAGCUGCCGAAAAUGCACAAGUCCCAGGAGCCGGUGUCGUUCAAGGAUGUGGCCGUGGCCUUCACCCAGGAGGAGUGGCAGCAGCUGGGCCCGGAGGAGAAGACCACCUACAGGGACGUGAUGCUGGAGAACUACAGCCACCUCGUCUCCGUGGGGUACCACAGCGCCAAGCCCCGUGUGAUCGCCAGGCUGGAGCAGGGCGAGGAGCCGUGGGGGGCGGACGGGGACGCGGCGUGCCCAGAAGAAAUCAAGAAAUUUGAUGAUGUAUUAGAAAGAAUUCAAGAAAAGGAAGAUGAACGUUCAAGGCAAACUGUUUAUAUAAAUAGUAAAAUCUUAAUUGAAGAGAGAGAGAAUACAUUUGAUAAAACUUAUAAUACAGAAGCAAUCUUUGUUCCUUCAAGCAUAUCUCAUAAUUGUGUCUCUUGUGGAAAAAAUGUAGAAUCUAGUUCAGAAUUAAUUAUUGGUGACAGAAGCUAUGCAAGAAAAAAGUCUGAUGAACUUAGCGAAUGUGGGAAAACACACCAUGGAGAGAAACCUUAUGAAUUUAAUCAAAAUGGGGAAGGCUUUUCUCAAAAUGAAGAAAGUAUUCUUCAGAAAGUUAAUGUUUUAGAGAAACCCUUUGAGUAUAAUGAAUGCGUGGAAGCCUUAGACAAUGAAACCGUCUUCAUCAGUCAUAAGAGAGCUUAUAUUGGGGAGAAGCCCUGUGAGUGGAGCGACUCUGGACCAGACUUUCUUCAGAUGUCAAAUUUUAAUAUGUACCAGAGAUCACAGGUGGAAAUGAAGCCCUUUGAAUGCACUGAGUGUGGGAAAUCCUUCUGUAAAAAGUCAAAAUUCAUUAUACAUCAGAGGGCUCACACAGGAGAGAAACCUUAUGCAUGUAACGUAUGUGGCAAAUCCUUCAGCCAAAAGGGAACCCUCACCGUUCAUCGGAGAUCACACCUAGAGGAGAAACCUUAUAAAUGUAACGAAUGUGGGAAAACCUUCUGUCAGAAGUUACAUCUCACUCAGCAUUUGAGAACUCAUUCAGGAGAAAAACCCUAUGAAUGUAGUGAAUGUGGCAAAACCUUCUGCCAGAAGACGCACCUCACCCUCCACCAGAGAAAUCAUUCAGGGGAGAGACCCUAUCCGUGCAGUGAGUGUGGGAAAUCCUUCUCCCGCAAGUCAGCCCUCAGUGACCAUCAGAGGACACACACAGGAGAGAAGCUCUAUCAGUGUAACGACUGUGGGAAGUCCUACUACCGAAAAUCUACCCUUAUCACACACCAGAGAACACACACAGGAGAGAAACCUUACCAAUGCAGCGAGUGUGGAAAAUUCUUUUCUCGAGUGUCAUACCUCACCAUACAUUACAGAAGCCAUUUAGAAGAGAAACCCUAUGAGUGUAAUGAGUGUGGCAAAACCUUCAAUCUGAAUUCAGCCUUCAUUAGACAUCGGAAAGUACACACGGAUGAGAAACCCUUUGAAUGUAGUGAAUGUGGAAAGUUUUCUCAAUUCUCUUAUCUUACUGACCAUCAUACAACUCAUUUAGGAGAGAAACCCUAUGAAUGUAAUGAAUGUGGAAGAACUUUCCUUGAAAAUUCAGCCUUUGGUGGACACCAGUCACUUCCAGAAGGAGAGAAGUCCUAUGAAUGUAAUAUAUGUGGAAAAUUGUUCUCUGAUUUGUCAUACUACACUGUACAUUAUAGAAGUCAUUCAGAAGAGAAGCCCUAUGGGUGCAGCGAAUGUGGGAAAACUUUCUCCCAUAAUUCAUCCCUCUUUAGACACCAGAGAGUACACACAGGAGAGAAGCCCUAUGAGUGUUAUGAAUGUGGUAAGUUCUUUUCUCAGAAGUCAUAUCUCACCAUACAUCAUAGAAUUCAUUCAGGAGAGAAGCCUUACGAAUGUAGUAAAUGUGGAAAAGUCUUCUCUCGGAUGUCAAACCUCACUGUACAUUAUAGAAGCCAUUCAGGAGAGAAACCCUAUGAAUGUAAUGAAUGUGGGAAAGUCUUCUCCCAGAAGUCAUACCUCACUGUGCAUUACAGAACUCAUUCAGGAGAGAAGCCCUACGAAUGUAAUGAAUGUGGGAAAAAAUUCCACCACAGGUCAGCCUUCAACAGCCACCAGAGGAUCCACAGGCGGGAAAAUGUGACUGUGCUCAAUGAGGGGAAUCUCCUGUGAAAGUCAGGCCUCAUUUUAGAAAAACCCUCUGAAUAAUGAUUUGGAGUCAGAUAUGAGCUGAGAGUUCAUGUUUUUGAACGGGGGAAAACAUUCAGAUGUUAGGUUCAUUUUCAUCUGACUUUUCACAGAAGGAGAGUCCCUAAGAAGGCAACAGGAAGAAAUGCCUUCGGCAACACGCUACAACUCAUUGGACACUAGAUAAUUUAUACAGGAGUCAGUUUUAUAAAUAUUUAAUAUUUAUUUUGGACUAACGUAUUUACAUAUCAGGGAGUCAUACCAAGGCAAAGUCUGUCAAAAUUGAUAAAUGUGGAAAAAUAUUUUGUCUUGGAAAAUGUUAUACCAAAAGCCAUAUUUCUGAUGUAAAAUCACAUGUUUAUAGGAAAGAUGUCAGAAACUGUCACCUCUAAACUUUUAUUGUAUAAAAUGAAGUUUUCAAAUCAUCAGGACUUGAUAAGAUCAGUAGCAUUAAAUACCUAUGUGGAAAUUUAUAUCAUAUUUUAAAAAUGCAAUCUAAUAACUCUAUGCAAGUUUGAAUUUGAAUAAUUUAUGAGAAGGCAAUAUUCUUAUUUGUGUAUUAAAAUGGCAAAAUGUUGGUGAGAUGUUUGGCAGGUACAAAUAGUUAAAUGCAUAAGUUUCUAUUAUUUUCAGGCACUUAUAAAUGGGUUUCUAAUAAAUGUCUCACCAAUAGUGAUUUUUGUAUUUUUCAACUACAUUUGAG
Molecule: messenger RNA, 3412 nt
Organism: Pipistrellus kuhlii (Kuhl's pipistrelle)
Lineage: Eukaryota; Metazoa; Chordata; Mammalia; Chiroptera; Vespertilionidae
Product: RB-associated KRAB zinc finger protein
Exons: 5
Coding region: 16-2694 (892 amino acids)
Biological process (GO): negative regulation of transcription by RNA polymerase II
Molecular function (GO): DNA-binding transcription repressor activity, RNA polymerase II-specific
Source: RefSeq, a predicted model, not a curated record